AUGUCGAGCUUCAGAUGGAUUGCAGCAAGCUUGCUAUUGCUAAUUCAAAGUGUGGCGGCCACAUGCGAAUGCGGCUACUCAGUGAAUGCAACCUCGUCGCAACAUCAAGUCUUUACAGAUUUGAUAGAGUCUGACUUUCUCACUAUUCAGGACAUUAAGCGGGAUACAGACUGGGAGAUUCAGAGAUACUGGGUCGGAUACGAUCCAAACAAUGGUUACUAUGGCGAGAACUUCACUGCGCAGAAUGUUGUUUCCAAUCCGCUCAAGGAUAACUACACCCUCGCUGGUCCGAGUCAAUUAGGUGGUGAUGCAGGCUUGCAAUUAUGGGUUAGCGGUGGCACCCCAUCGGAUGGUCUCGUGCUUAAUGGCGAAGUCAAGACGGCGCGAGACGAUAUCAAAUAUGGUUCUUUUCGCGUGGGAAUGAAGUUGACCCCUAUCAAUGGGACUUGUAGCGCUUUCUUCUCUUAUUACAACGAUACCCAAGAGAUAGAUAUGGAACUCCUCUCCCACCAAUACAUGAACUACACACGCGCCGAUCCCAACGGAACCCCAAAAUCACCCAUCAACUUGGUCUUUCACUCCUUGCAAACAAUUUUAGCCGGAUACCAAACACCCAAUACAUCCACCUACGGUGUUCCAGUGCUCCCCAUCUCUCUCAGCGAUGCAUUCCACGAAUACCGCUUUGACUGGACGCCCGAACGCGUCUCCUUCUACUUCGACGGGCAGUGGCUCUGGGAUCUCAUUGACGAGGUUCCCUCUUUGCCAUCUGCCAUUCUUCUGCGCCACUGGAGUAAUGGUGCUCGUGGGUGGACCAAGGGUCCCCCGAUAACAGAUGCCGUCAUGACAGUGAGCUACUUCAAAGCCUACUUCAACAGCAGUGAUACGCAACGGGUUAAGCACUACAGCACGCGCUGUAAGGACCCUGAGGCGUCGGGUGCAGUCUGUCUCAUCCCUGAUCAAACUGUUGCGCCUGAUCCUAAGAUCACUACUGGGGUUAGUACUGCCGUUGCUGCAGCCAAUGGGUCGGCCAAUACCUUCUUUUUCUCGCAGCAGACGAACCAGACUUUCAACCAAACAGUUUAUACCGGUGUUAAUGGCGGUAUGGUGUCUGUUGUGGACUUGCAGUCAUGGACUGUGUGCACUGUGAUGCUAGUUAUCUGCGGUAUUUGGCUUCAUAUUUAA
Penicillium taxi is the source of this 1182-nucleotide messenger RNA. Its product is annotated as glycoside hydrolase family 16 protein. The record is from RefSeq and is a predicted model, not a curated record. Gene Ontology annotation, molecular function: hydrolase activity, hydrolyzing O-glycosyl compounds. The transcript has 3 exons. The coding region runs from base 1 to 1182 and encodes 393 amino acids. Lineage: Eukaryota; Fungi; Ascomycota; Eurotiomycetes; Eurotiales; Aspergillaceae. Gene Ontology annotation, biological process: carbohydrate metabolic process.